AUGGUGGUGGUGAUGGCCAUGGACAAGUGGUGGUGGUGGUGGCGAUGGUGGUGGCGACAUGAUGGAGGCUGUGGCGGUGGUGAUGGCCAUAUCAAGAUGAUGGUGAGGGUGGUGAUAGGGGUGAAGGGUGAGGGUGGUAAUGGCGGUGAUGUGGUUAUGGUGAUGGUGAUGGUGGUGGUGGCGGUGAUGGUGAGGGUGGGGGAGAUGACCAUGGUAGGUGGUAGUGUUGGUGGGGUUGAUGGUGGUGAUGGUGGCAGUGGGAGGGAUGAUGGUAGUGUCAUUUCUAGGGCAAUGUGGUGGUAG
Molecule: messenger RNA, 303 nt
Organism: Prunus armeniaca (apricot)
Lineage: Eukaryota; Viridiplantae; Streptophyta; Magnoliopsida; Rosales; Rosaceae
Source: the annotation of a GenBank genome assembly